GCUUCCUCCCCACCUCUCCGUCCCUCCCUUCCAUUCCCCUUUUCCCCUCCUCUCACCAAAUCAAAAAGCGUGUCCCACGAAAACGGAAGCAUUCGUCGGCGUCGUCCCCGCGUUUCCCCAAUCUCUGCCUGCCCGCCUUGCUUGCUGCAACUGCUCCUCUCCCGCCUCCUCCUUGCCGCGCCCGAAUUCCGGACCCCGUCGCCGCGGCGGCAUCCGGCACAAGCUGCGGUCGCUUUCCGCGUCUUCCCGCCGCGAGCAAGCAGGUUGGAAAUGACACAUAUGUUUCCAUAUGAUGGUGCCUCGUCCAGCUCAACCUCUUUGGGUAGUCAGAAGAGCGAGACUGAUGAUGACAGGAUGAUUGCAAUGGUUCUUUCAGAAGAAUAUGCCAAGUUAGAUGGAGCUAUGGCCAAGCGGCUCUCAAAUUUAACAUCAAUUCCUCAUAUCCCCCGAAUAAACACAUACUUUCCAACAUACAGUGAUGCCACUCUAGAUCACCAUCGCCUUCUCGAUAGGCUAAAUGUUUAUGGGUUGUAUGAAGUGAGAGUUUCUGGCGAUGGCAAUUGUCAGUUCCGUGCACUAUCAGACCAACUAUAUCGAUCACCCGAUUAUCACAAGCAUGUACGAAAGGAAAUAGUGAAGCAGCUCAAGGCAUGUAACUCGUUGUAUGAAGGUUAUGUUCCAAUGAAAUAUAAACAUUAUUGCAAGAAGAUGAAAAAAUCUGGUGAAUGGGGUGACCAUGUCACAUUGCAAGCUGCUGCUGAUAAAUUUGCUGCAAAAAUAUGCCUUCUAACAUCAUUCAGAGAUACAUGUUUUGUUGAAAUUGUUCCACAGUAUCAGGCUCCACAGAGAGAACUUUGGCUAAGUUUCUGGUCUGAAGUUCACUAUAACUCACUAUAUGAUGCUCGAGAUCUCCCUAGCAAAUACAAGCCUAGAAAGAAGCACUGGCUAUUGUUUUAGUAACCAUGCCAGAGUUUUGCUUCAGACAUGGAUUUUAUUGCUCGGCCUGCCUUUUGCUCCGUGCUGGUUGUCGGAGCUUGGAACCCUAAAGAGUGGAGAUUACUUCUGUGGUUCUCUUCUUUGAUUCCCUGAACCAUCGGUUUGCCGGUUGCCCUCCUCCCUACAGUACAUACAGCAUUAGCUAUACCUACAAUACUGAAUUCGAGCUUGCUUCCUUGUGAAUAGAUGCCCAUACCGAGUUUUACCGAAAUCCAUGUUGAUUGUAAACCAUAUUUGUUCAUUGGUAUACUCUGUAUACAGGUUAUAGACUGCUGUCCGCUAUCAUUUAUUUCAUUCCAUUUUAUAGACAUUGCACUUGAUAGAAUUUAUUCAAUCCAUUUUAAGAUAUGAAAAUUGCUUUCGGAGCUCAUAUACAUAGGCAUGUAGAAGGCUACUCACCACCUCUAAUUGGCAUGGUAUACAC
Messenger RNA from Oryza brachyantha (malo sina), 1420 nucleotides. Its product is annotated as OVARIAN TUMOR DOMAIN-containing deubiquitinating enzyme 12. NCBI's taxonomy places the organism in Eukaryota, Viridiplantae, Streptophyta, Magnoliopsida, Poales, Poaceae. The transcript is spliced from 10 exons. Gene Ontology annotation, molecular function: cysteine-type deubiquitinase activity. The record is from RefSeq and is a predicted model, not a curated record. Gene Ontology annotation, biological process: protein deubiquitination. The coding region runs from base 271 to 957 and encodes 228 amino acids.